AUGGGAAGUGCAAAGGAAGCAGAAGCAUUGAACAAACCACUCCCGCCUCUCCCCGGGCAAUCAUCAUCAAUGCUUGAUGUCGGAGAGAGCUCAAGGGAUGUACCAUCAGAACCACCACAAUAUGAAGAAGUGACCAGUCCGGCAUCAAGGGCGGCAGCAGCAGUAGCGUUCGCAUCUCAAGAAUGUCUACCGCCGCCACCUCCAGCUCCAGCAACCGACGACCCCUCCGCACUAGACCCACCACCAUACGCCGAGGACGCCGGGCUGGUGCAGGACAUCCUCAUCCCGCCCGGCACGCUCCGGCUGGCUGACAAGAGCAUAUUCGCAGCCGAGGCGGCACCCGACGCGGCACCGCUGUACGAGCUCGACCAGGCCAUCGGGUUCCAGCGCACUGCCGCCCUGGCGACCAACAACCUCUCGCGGCUCGAGCACCGCAUCAAGCGCGGCUCCGAGGUCGCCACCCGCGUCAGGGCCAUCUCGGAGCUGGUGCAGACGCCGCCCAUGCUGGGUCCGACUUUUCCCUUCCACGCCCGCGCCACCAUCGCAAAGGCCCACACCCUGGGCUCCCUGGGUCUGGUGGCCGGCCUGGCCGGCGUGGGCGGCUUCCGUGUCCACCGCGCCGAGGGCAAGGACAUGGUGCAGAGGGAGCAGCUUUUUCGAGCUGCCAGGUCGAACAGGAAGCGCGGCGACCUGAUUGACAGCUAUGAUUGGUUUGCCGUCGGCGGUUUGGCCCACACGAUUAUUGUUCCUGAAGACGGCGGCGACGGCGGUGGCGUCGGCAGCAGCAACAACAACAGGUCACACCACAGACCGAGUUUGAGCAAGAGUUCCGACGGCGUAUUGAUCGCGAGGGAGAACACGGAGCCCACCGGCAUGCACACGCUCGAGAUCCUCGUCUCGCUGGACCAGCGGACGCGGGAUGCGCUAGUUACUGCAUGGUGCCUGCGGCUGUGGAAAGAUAUUGCCGCUCGUAACAAAGUGAGUAGGGGUGUCUGGUCCAUCAUCACCAACCGCGGGUCUUCCAUGGUCACAUGA
This is a messenger RNA of Pyricularia pennisetigena, 1035 nucleotides long. RefSeq lists its product as uncharacterized. The record is from RefSeq and is a predicted model, not a curated record. The transcript has a single exon. The coding region runs from base 1 to 1035 and encodes 344 amino acids. NCBI's taxonomy places the organism in Eukaryota, Fungi, Ascomycota, Sordariomycetes, Magnaporthales, Pyriculariaceae.